This is a messenger RNA of Colletotrichum truncatum, 1260 nucleotides long. RefSeq names its product taurine catabolism dioxygenase family protein. The record is from RefSeq and is a predicted model, not a curated record. Gene Ontology annotation, molecular function: oxidoreductase activity. Lineage: Eukaryota; Fungi; Ascomycota; Sordariomycetes; Glomerellales; Glomerellaceae.
AUGGCCGCCGCUGCAGUUCAAACACCAUUCCGCCCCGGACCCCCGGGCCAGCCAGACAUUGGCUACACGCCCAACCUUGAUAACUACCUAGCAAGAACCAAGCGUCGCCAAGAACAGGAGAAGUUGGACAACAAAUUGCCCGAAGGAUUUCCUCAAAAGCUAGAAUCUGAGCUGGUUUGGGAUGGCAACACCCUGGCCGAAACCUAUGACUGGAACUACGUCCUAACAGAUGCGGACAAGAAGGAGGUAGAUGAGGCACUGCAACACUUUAAAUCGCUUGACAAACCUCUUGGUGAAAUCAAUCAAGAGACUUUCCCUCUGCCUAAUCUCCACAACAACCUCCGUGAAAUCUCAAAUGAGAUCCACAACGGCCACGGCUUUAAAGUCGUUCGUGGCGUUCCCGUCACCAAGUACAGCCGUGAAGAGAACGUUAUUAUUUAUGCCGGUAUCUCAUCUCAUGUGGCACCUGUUCGUGGACGACAAGACAACCAAUUCAACGGCGAGCCUGCGGAUGUCGUCCUUGCUCAUAUCAAGGAUCUUACUAAAGUUGUCGACGCCCAUAGAAUCGGUGCUCCGGCGUACACUACUGAGAAGCAGGUUUUCCACACCGACGCAGGUGAUGUGAUUGCUCUGUUCGCUCUUGGUGAAGCAGCGGAAGGUGGCCAGAGUUACCUUUCGAGCAGCUGGUUCGUGUACAAUGAGCUGGCCAGAACUAGGCCUGACUUGAUCCGCACCUUGGCGGAGCCAUGGAAUGCUGACGAAUUCGGCAAGGAUGGUAGAACGUACAGCACACGACCCCUCCUACACUUUCAGCCAUCAGAAGACGGCAAGCCUGAACGUCUCGUAAUCCAAUAUGCCCGCAGGAGCUUCACCGGCUACUGGGGCUUGCCACGAUCAUCCGACAUUCCACCAAUUACCGAGGCACAAGCCGAGGCUCUUGAUGCGCUUCACUUUGCGGCUGAGAAGUAUGCUGCAUCUCUCGACUUCCAUCAGGGAGACAUUCAAUACGCCAACAAUUUGAGCAUUUUUCAUGCACGAGGUGGGUUUGUCGAUUCUGACGAGAAACAACGCCAUCUCGUUCGACUUUGGCUUCGCGACCCUGAGAAUGCUUGGAAGACGCCUGAGGCUCUGAAGGAGAGAUGGGAUCGCGUAUACUCCGGUGUGACUCCAGAGAAGUCUGUGUUCCCCCUUGAACCGCAGAUUCGGAGCGCCAGCCGAGGCGAAUUUAAGCCAGAAGAAAAUGCGGAGGGGAAGGCUUAG